Poeciliopsis prolifica (blackstripe livebearer) is the source of this 1897-nucleotide messenger RNA. RefSeq names its product interleukin-20 receptor subunit beta-like. The transcript has 6 exons. The record is from RefSeq and is a predicted model, not a curated record. NCBI's taxonomy places the organism in Eukaryota, Metazoa, Chordata, Actinopteri, Cyprinodontiformes, Poeciliidae. Gene Ontology annotation, molecular function: interleukin-20 binding. Bases 31 to 798 code for a protein of 255 amino acids.
GGGACGCUGCCGGCUCCGCAGGCCGUCUCCAUGGACACGGUCAGCAGGAGACACGUCCUGCGCUGGACGCAGCCCAGAGCAUCAUGCAACUCCACCGUGCUUUACUCCGUUCAGUACCAGGGGGAGUUUGAGCUCCUGAUCAGGAACGGCAGCUGGAUAAACGCUACUGAGUGCCAGAGGAUCCCCCUCACCAGCUGCGACCUGACCUUUGACCUGGGAUCUGACUCCGACUACAGCCUGCGGGUCAGGGCACAGUGUGGCUCCAAGAUGUCCGCCUGGACCAGAUUUCUGUUCAACAGGAACAACAUCACGCCUCCGGUCCCUGAGCUCAGGUUGACGGCAGCGGGCGCCGUUCUGCUGGUUUCCGUCAGGAAGUUUCCUCUCACCGCCGUUACCACGGUCACGAUGUGGAGGAAAGACAAAGGGCAUCAGACUAAAGUUUACUCCAUGCCAGCAGACCAGGAGGUGCUGCAGGUCGCCGCCCUGCAGGAGGGAGCGGUGUACUGCGUCAAGGCGAAGGUUGUCCUGAAUCAGGACGUGCAGAGUGGGUUCACCGACAGCCACUGUUUCCAUCACAGGUCCUGGCGCUCCGGCGUGGAAGCAGCCCACCGUGGUGACGGUGACGGUGGUGGCCAUGUUGGGCCUCCUGAUCGGUUUGUUCUGGUCGCUCGUCCACUGUCGACCCGACUCCUGUCGACCCGACUCCUGUCAGAAGUAUUUCCAGAAAGAGCCGCUGCCGCCGUCGCUGAACGGAAACGUCGCCGUCCGGAUUGUGAUUCUUCAGGAGGAGCUCUGUGAGGAAACGCCCCACCUGCUGAGGGGCGGGGCAACGUGACCCCUGCGUGACCCCAACUCGGCGCUGCUCGACCUGCAGGUCUAAACGAGCUGGAAGGCGUGCGUUUCGAUCCCCAUGGAAACAGCCGCUUCCCGGUCCGGCGGACCGAAGGAAGCCGACCUCCAGGUUCUGCUGACUUCUGGUUUAAAACCAGGCUGCAUGAGGGGAGAGGAGGUCAAAGGUCACAGCUACAGUUGUUCUCAGCAGAUUUGAGAAAAAGAAAAUACCAUAAAAAGAUCAGAUAAGAGUUCCUGUUAUAUUUAUAUACAUGUAAAACCUAAACUUUACCUGAUGAAGAACGAGGAUGUUUAUGUUAAUUAUAUUAAUAUAUUCAUGGUUUCACGUCAGAUGAACACUUUAGCAGGUUUGGGUUCAAACUGAGACGUUUUGAUGAAGGAGAAUUUAAACUGUUUUAUUAACGUUCGGUUCUUCUGCGUCUUUUUAUUUCAAAGAUUAUUGUUUUAUAAACUGCUUCUUGUUUUGUCAUGAAAAGAUUUAAAGAAAAUAAAAAAAUCAUUUUAGGGUUUUGUUUCCUGAUGCAGCUAGUUACCAUGGCAACAGCAACAGGAAGUGAUUUGUUGCCCCGUUGCCAUGACAGUCUUGGAUGCUUUUCUUUUGUCUUUAUUUCAGUUAUUUUUUUAUAAAUCUUUUUUUACCCCAACUUUCUGUCCAGACUAAAAUAUUUUCUGCUUCCAUUUGAUCAACAGUUCCAUCAAAUUUAGACUUUAGAUGAAUGAGUUAAACAUUCAUGUUGGAAAGAAAAUCUUUCUUUAAAUGCAGAAUAAAUUAUAAUCUUUCUUUUCUGAGGGUGUAAAAGAUUUUUCACCAACAAUGAUUCUGAAAAUAUCACAAAUGUAUGUUUUUCAUCUCGAUCUGAUUGAAGAAACGUAAAACUUCCUAGAAAAACUGAUGCUUGAUGUUGGAACGCUGUGAAACUAAAACAAUAAUUUGUAAAAGGACGUUUUUCUUCAAGUUGUUUUCUGCACUGAAUUUAAAAUAAAUGUGUUUUUGUGGAUGUUGAAAUGUGUUUUUAUAAUGAAGUAUAAUUUUGUCCAUAUUAAC